AUGGCUAGCCUUCCUACGACCUUUGACAAGCCCGUCCACAUUGCCGUCAUUGGCGGCACUGGCCUGGGCCAACUCGAAGGCUACACUCCAAUCGCCGCCCUCAAUCCCGAUACGCCGUGGGGCAAGCCCGCCUCGCCCAUUCACAUCCUCUCCCACGGCGACAUCAACAUCGCCUUCCUCGCUCGUCAUGGCCUCCACCAUCAGUUUGCGCCGCAUGAGGUGCCUAACCGUGCUAAUAUUGCUGCCCUCCGCAGCAUUGGCGUACGCAGCGUCGUCGCCUUCUCCGCUGUCGGCUCCCUGCAGGAGGAUAUCAAGCCGAUGGACUUUGUCCUCCCCGACCAGGUCAUCGACCGUACCAAGGGCAUCCGACCCUUUACAUUUUACGAGGGUGGCGUUGUUGGACACGUCGGGUUUGCUGAUCCUUUUGACAAGAAGCUGGCUGAUCUCGUCAAAACUUGUGCUGCUUCCAUGGAGGGUGACGGUGUUGUCCUGCACGACAAAGGCACUCUGAUCUGCAUGGAGGGCCCUCAAUUCUCUACCCGCGCAGAAUCGCACAUGUACCGCUCCUGGGGCGGCUCUGUCAUCAACAUGUCGACCCUGCCCGAAGCUAAGCUUGCCCGCGAGGCUGAGCUCUCUUACCAGGUUAUCUGCAUGGCCACCGACUACGACUGCUGGCGCUCGAUGGAGGAUGUCAACGUCGAAAUGGUUAUCAAGUACAUGCAAGCGAACAGUAAGAACGCCAAGCGAUUGGUCGGUGCCGUCUUGGAUCAGCUGUCAAAGCCCGAGCACAAGAGUCUCGCCACCGCCGCUCACUGGGUUGGAUCUGUAGAAGGCGCCAUCAAGUUCAUGACCAAGCCUGAGGGUCGGAGCGAGCAGGGCAAGAAGAACGUCGAGUACUUGUUCCCUACAUUCUGGGCAUAG
Messenger RNA from Cordyceps militaris CM01, 921 nucleotides. RefSeq names its product Purine nucleoside phosphorylase. The transcript is spliced from 3 exons. NCBI's taxonomy places the organism in Eukaryota, Fungi, Ascomycota, Sordariomycetes, Hypocreales, Cordycipitaceae. The record is from RefSeq and is a predicted model, not a curated record. Gene Ontology annotation, molecular function: S-methyl-5-thioadenosine phosphorylase activity. Gene Ontology annotation, cellular component: cytosol. Gene Ontology annotation, biological process: nucleoside metabolic process. The coding region runs from base 1 to 921 and encodes 306 amino acids.